Neogale vison (American mink) is the source of this 4234-nucleotide messenger RNA. RefSeq names its product MINDY lysine 48 deubiquitinase 4 (gene MINDY4). Gene Ontology annotation, biological process: protein K48-linked deubiquitination. Gene Ontology annotation, molecular function: K48-linked deubiquitinase activity; cysteine-type deubiquitinase activity. NCBI's taxonomy places the organism in Eukaryota, Metazoa, Chordata, Mammalia, Carnivora, Mustelidae. The transcript has 16 exons. Bases 66 to 2102 code for a protein of 678 amino acids. The record is from RefSeq and is a predicted model, not a curated record.
UACUGGCCCCAACGGACCUGGGGCCUGGGCUGCGGCGGCGCGGCCUCGUGGGCAGAGCCGGCGGCAUGGACAGCCUCUUCGUGGAGGAGGUGGCAGCCUCCCUGGUCCGGGAGUUCCUCAGCAGAAAGGGCUUAAAGAAGACAUGUGUGACCAUGGACCAGGAACGCCCACGCUCUGACCUCAGCAUAAACAGCAGAAAUGAUCUCCGCAAGGUUUUACAUCUUGAAUUUCUCUACAAGGAGAACAAGGCCAAGGACAAUCCUCUAAAAACAAACCUUGAACUCAUUACCAGAUACUUUCUGGAUCACUUUGGAAAUACUACUAACAAUUUCACUCAAGAAGUGCCAAUCCCUGCACUCCCAAUUCCAAAGAAAAAUAACAGAUUAUCAUCAAGAUGCCCAGAGACCACACUGGUCAAUAUAUAUGACCUUGCGGACGAAGAUGCGAUGUGGAGGACGUCACUGUCAGAAACCAGCAAAGCCAGGCACGAUAAUCUUGAUGGGGAUUUACUUGGUAAUUUUGUAUCCUCCAAAAGGCCUCCCCACAAAAGUAAGCCCAUGCAGGCUGUCCCAGGUGAAAGCCCUGCCGUGGCCCCUGCAUGGGAGAAGAUGGACAAGCUUCAGUCGUCAGAGCCUUCCUUGGACGCAAAGAGGCUGGGUGAGAAGAUCAGGCCGAAGUCUGGCCUGAUCGUCCGAGGCAUGAUGGCAGGGCCCGUCGCCAGUUCCCCGCAGGAUGCCCUCCGCAGACGCUCCCUGAGGCGGUCCUCAGCCUUGAGCAGCAUGAAGCAGCCCUCCGAGGAAGAGAGCCGGAAAGUGCCCGAGCUCUCUGCCCAUGCCCCAGCCUGUCCCAUGGCUCAGGAGGGCCCGACUUCCAGCCCUGGCUCCAUUUCCAGGAGCCCCCUGAGCCCGCUCAGUGAGCCGACCUCAGAAAUGUGGAAAACCACACCCAGCAGCCCCCCUCACUUGUCUGGCAAGGGGCUGCUGCGGAGGGGGAGCAGCAGGCGGCGAGAUCUCGAGGAAGAUAGCCCGGCUGUGGACAGUGGCCCAGAGGCCGACGGGAUGCUCUUGAAGUUCUCCUUGCCAGGUGGGAGUGCCAGGCCAACUCAGGAGAGGCUGGAAAGAACAUUCACCAGGCAAGGGAGCCAGCCCCUGCCCCUCAGGAAAAAUCAGUUGCCAGCGUCCAACAAGGCUGAUGGCGAACUGAGUGUCCUCCAACUUGAGGAUGUGGAGGAUGAAUUGAUAAAGGAAGAAGUCAUCCUGCCUCCAGUCCCAUCGAUGCUCAAGCUGCAAAUAGCGUCAAAGCCAAUCGACCUCUCAGUGGCCAAGGACAUAAAGGCCCUUCUGUUCGGCUCCAGCCUUUGCUGUUUCAAUGAGGAAUGGAAAGUUCAGAGUUUUUCCUUUAGUGACAAAGCCUCAUUAAGAUACGGCAUCGUGCAGAACAAGGGGGGUCCCUGCGGUGUUCUGGCAGCUGUCCAAGGCUGUGUCCUACAAAAACUCCUGUUUGAAGGAGAUAGUGAAGCUGACUGCGUUCGGCAGCUGCAGCCUUCCAAUGCCCGCAGGAGUCACUGCCUUGCCCUGGCCAUUGCGGACAUCGUGUGGCGGGCCGGGGGCCGGGAAAGAGCCGUAGUCACACUGGCUUCGGGAACACAGCAGUUCAGUCCAACAGGGAAAUACAAAGCAGAUGGAGUCUUAGAAACACUCACGCUGCACAGUUUGACCUGCUAUGAGGAGUUGGUGACUUUUCUCCAACAAAGCAUCCAUCAGUUCGAAGUGGGUCCCUACGGAUGCAUCCUCCUCACGGUGUCUGCCAUCCUGUCCAGAUCCACGGAGCUUGUCCGCCAGGACUUCGAUGUCCCCACCAGCCACCUGAUUGGAGCACACGGAUACUGCACCCAGGAACUCGUCAAUCUGCUCCUGACUGGGAAAGCCGUGUCCAAUGUUUUCAACGACGUCGUGGAGCUGGAUUCUGGGAACGGGAACAUCACUCUGCUCAAGGGCAUUGGUGCGCGCAGUGACGUUGGGUUCUUAUCUCUCUUCGAGCACUACAACGUGUGCCAGCAAGAGGAUGUUUGCUCCUAUGCUUUGGCGCUGUGGGAUCUCUGAGAAAGGAUGAAGGACCUCAGGCCUUCUCUCCGCCCUAGAGCUCACUGAGGAUGGGCCUUUGAAGGAAAAGGCAGAGGUCUGGCAGUAGAGACAAAGUCUGUCCUCCCCCUUACCUCCGCCUGCCAUCUCCUCUGUCACUGAACUCCUCUGGGCCUACAUGGUUGGCCAUGUUGGCUGUGGAGGGAAUCCAGGAAGCAUUAGCACCCACACUCAGAGCUGGGCCCCCUCCAUGGGGCAGCAGCAGUGUGGCCCCGGGGAAGGUCUGGCAUUUAGGACAGCUCGUGGCAUGGCACCCAAGAUGGGACUGUUCCUAUAAGGCUUAGGCUUUCUCUCACAGAUGGCAGACGCGGGCCCACCUGUCAUUCACCCUGUCCGGGGCUUCUCAUGGCAGCCUCUGGCUGGGAGCCUGGUUCUAGGGCCCUCCCUGAGUAUGUGGGGGCUGGGGGUGAGGGAGGUCCCAUCUGUCAGUGAGCUUAUUAGAUGACCCGCACUCUGGACGUGUCUGGGGGGAAGAAGAGGAAGCUCUGGGCCAAGAAGUGCACCCUCUACUGAACUAGCCGGCCUCCAGCCCCAGCCUGGCUGUAUGUUCUGGUCCUCCAUGGGCUCGCCAUGGUCUUGCUCAUUAGAACUGCACCUCAAUCUCACCACCCCAGAGCUCACUAAUGAGCUUACCACCCCCUUCCAGUCCUUCACUGAAGCCACUGUGACCUCUAACAUUAGAGUAGACUGAUUCACAUCAUUCUUUUGUUUCACACCUGUCAGUGGUUUCCCCAUCCUCUAAGGCCAUUAGGGGCUGAAUUAUGUCCCCUCACAGAUUCACAUGUUGAAGUCCUUAGUAUGAAGAACCUUAGAAUGUGUCUGUAUUUGGAAACAGGGUCUGUAAGAAGUGAUUACGUUAAAAUAAGGUCCUUAGGGUGACCCUUAAUCCAGUUGAGUAGUGUCCUUGUAAGAAGAGGGAAUUCGGAACCAGCAGGUUCAGAGGGAAGACCACAGACCACAUGAGGAAACAGGGAGGAGACGGCUAUCGGCAGCCAAGGAGAGAGGCCUCACGAGAAAUCUGCCCACACCUUGAUCUUGGACUUCCAGCCUCCAGGCCUGUGAGGAAACAAAUUUCUGUUGUUUAAGCCACCUGGUCUGUGGAACUUUCUUCUGCUGGCCUCAGCUAACUAAUGCAGGGACUAAGAGCCCAAACUUAGCAUAGCCUACGAGGCCCGAUGAGACCUGUUCCCUCCCUUCACAUUUUGACUUAAAUGUCACAUCUUAAGGGAAGCCUGUCCCGACCUCAUCAAUCCAUCUGAAUAGGGACUGCUCUCAUGGUCCCCUGCCACCUGGUCCCUCUCCAAUACAGAAUCUUACUGCUUUCUUUCACAGGCCUCCUCUUGGUUUCAAGUGUCAUGGUUUAUUGCUUUUGAGGUGCAAACUUUGUGUGCAUUUGAACGUCUCUGGGAUUUUGAGGCACUCUUGGAAUCGCUGGCGGUGUCAGACUUUAACUGCCAGCUUGCUUUCUUCAUGAAACAAACAAUUAUGGUGACUCUGAUGGCAUCUUAGAUUCAGGGCAGGGCAAUGCAAAUGUGUCUGUAUGAUUAUUUGAUUACUAUUCGCCUUCCCCAUUAAUCCAGGGAGCCCCCCCAAGGACAAGACUGGUCCUGUUUCCUUCCUUGCUGUACCCCCAUCACUGAGCGUAAUGUCUGGGACUGAAACACAAGUCAUGUUGAAGGACAGUUACCCUUAGAGAUGAAAGACGGCAACUCUGCUGGCAAUCAAGUGUUCAUUCUUUUUAAAUUAGGGCUUCUAAGCUGGCAGUCUGCAGCGAGGUGUGGGGGCAUUCCCUCGUCUCACCCCUGCAAAAGAUUUGAGAAUCCCCCUUUAAAACUGACUCCUACUGGUGCCCUCUGUUCCCCUGCCAAAAGAAAGCCUCAGACUGACCUGAAGGAAAUGUGUCCCCACCCUCCUUCUUUGCCGCGGGCCUUUGGUUAGCUACCUCGGAACCCAGAGGAAGUGAAUUUCAUCUUUGGAAAAUGUCACCCACUUGGAGGGGGCUCCUGAAUGAGAAAACUCAUUUAUAAAAUCUCUGGGCAGCUUUUCCCCCCCCCCCCAUAAUCUUUUGACCGUUUAAUAAAUGGCAGGCUGCC